AAUCAGUUCUUGCACUAUUUCAGACAGCCGUGCGUUGUUUCCGGUUCCUUCCAUGUUUGCUUGACCUCCAAGUCCGGGAUGUUCUUAUCACCUUCACCUUUGUUUGCUGCUCUUGGCGGCCGAGCAGCCGACUGGAACUAAGGAGACAUCUGCCCUCAGUCCUUUUCUCCUUCCUGCUCUCAGUCCUCCUGCCGUGCACUCGCACUUGCUGCAAGUCUGCUUGCUGUUAGGGAUGAAGAAUAGUUGGAAUUGUUGCGGGUGCAGGAUUGUGUUGGACUUAGUUGAUCAGGACCCCAGCGUGCAGACCACGACAACAGCAGACGGAACAUGAACCAUGACCAACCACGGUCCAGGAUCAAGCUCCGCCCCUCGGUGGCAGCAGUGACGUCUCCCAGGGAGGGAGUCGGCCUCCUGGCAUGUGCCAGUAGAACCAUGCAGCUGCUCUACAUCGGCCUGGAGCUGCUCAUCGCCUGCUUGGCCGUGGCGGGAAACCUGCUGGUGUGCUGUUCCGUCUGCCUCAACUCCAACCUGCAGAGCAUCACCAACUUCUUCGUGGUGUCGCUGGCCGCCGCCGACAUCGCCGUGGGGCUGCUGGCCAUUCCCUUCGCCAUCACCAUCAGCACAGGAUUUUGUGCCGACUUCCACGGAUGUCUCUUCAUCGCCUGCUUCGUCUUGGUGCUGACCCAGAGCUCCAUCUUCAGCCUGCUGGCCAUCGCUGUGGACCGAUACAUCGCCAUCAAGAACCCGCUCAGGUACAACAGCCUGGUGACGGGUCAAAGGGCAAAGGUCAUCAUCGCCUUGUGUUGGCUCCUCUCAGUCGCCAUCGGCCUCACGCCGAUGCUGGGCUGGAACAAAGGAUGGAACUCCUCCAGGGGGGCCUCUACCACUUGUCCCGAGGGCUUGACGGAGUGCCUGUUUGAGGGCGUGGUCACCCUGGACUACAUGAUCUACUUCAACUUCUUCGGCUGCGUGCUCCUGCCGCUGGCCGUCAUGCUGGUGGUCUACGCCCACAUCUUCAUGGCGGCGCGGCGCCAGCUGCGGCUGACGGGCCUCAAGAAGGUGUCGCCGGCGCCUUCCCUGAGAGCGCCCGCGUCGUCGUCCCGCUCCACGCUGCACAAGGAGGUGCACGCCGCCAAGUCGCUGGCCAUCAUCGUGGGCCUGUUCGCCGUGUGCUGGCUGCCGCUGCACGUCAUCAACUGCUUCAACCACCUGUGCCCCGACUGCGCCCGCCCGCACGUCUGGGUGAUGAACAUCGCCAUCAUCAUGUCGCACGCCAACUCCGUGGUCAACCCCUUCAUCUACGCCUACCGCAUCAGGGAGUUUCGCCAGACCUUCCGCAGGAUUCUCCACCGCCACCUUUUGAGCCGUGGGAACGGCGGCGGCGACACGCGGAGCAGCGGCGUCAGGAGAACGUCGUCGCGCCUCGCCGGAGAAGACUCCUUUUGCCGCACCGUCACUCACGCUUACGUUACGGACGCCAGCCGCUGGGCGUCGACCGUCAACGGGAAGCCUACGGCGGCUACGUGCCAGCAAUGCACCGUGGGACAGGGGGCGGAGUCUAUCACGUACCUGGAGGGAGCCGUGAGCGUGGACGUGAGGGACGACAGCAGCUGUAUCGCUUUUGUCAACGUCCCGGCUCUUUCCGCCAUACAUACGGAAUGAAUGUGACAUCCAAAUA
Nerophis lumbriciformis (worm pipefish) is the source of this 1678-nucleotide messenger RNA. Its product is annotated as adenosine receptor A2b-like. Gene Ontology annotation, cellular component: plasma membrane. Gene Ontology annotation, molecular function: G protein-coupled adenosine receptor activity. Lineage: Eukaryota; Metazoa; Chordata; Actinopteri; Syngnathiformes; Syngnathidae. Gene Ontology annotation, biological process: G protein-coupled adenosine receptor signaling pathway; adenylate cyclase-activating G protein-coupled receptor signaling pathway. The record is from RefSeq and is a predicted model, not a curated record.